AUGAACAACGUAGUGUCACUAACUAAAAUUCCACAUUUUCGUCUUCUUGCAUUAGCGGCCAGUAUCAAAGAGAAACUCAAAAUCCCAGAAUGCAUAGCGGAGACUCAGAUCCCGGGUCGAAGCCCAGGAGCUGUUCAUCACCGUUCACCGCAUCCCCGCUUCGGCGUCUCGUGGAGAGGACAAAUGGCCGCAGCUCUGUCCCGUGCUCUGAAACUGCCCGGGAAGAAGGGCUCGGAGCUCGGGGAGUACGAUCCUCUAACUCAGGCCGACAGCGAGGACGAGAGCGAAGAGGAUGACCUCGUCCUCAACUAUCCCCGCAACGGCCUGGGCAGGGACGGCUGCCUGGGCGCCGGCUCCUCCAAGCUGCGCGCCGGCAGGCCCGGGCGGCUGGUGGGCGCCGCCGACGACCCGCAGGAGGACGAAGAGGAGGAGGAGGAGGAGGACGAGUGGACGGAGAGACUCCCGAGGAAGUCCAGACAGGACCGAGCUGACGGGAAAGGCAUGCAGUACUGGAGCCACAGGGACUCGGGCAGGGAGAGGAUGGGGGAGGACAGGGGGGACGCCGGCCCGUCGGGAGCGGCCGGCCUGGGGGUCCACGGCGACGACGCGGAGGACAAGAGGAUGAGGGUCAAGAACGCUGUCCGGAGUGCUUUUUUCCUGGUGCCGGUGGUCUGCGCCACUUUGCUGGUGCUGCUGUGCGCUUUCCUGAUUCCUUGCAAAAAGGGCAAGCUGGAAAAGAAGCUGCAAUGGGAGAUAGCACUGGGAGCUGCAGGAGGUGUGACUCCGCCCGCGCUGGCGCUGUGGGACGUCGACGGCGAUUCGGUGGAGGAUGUUUUUCUGGGCGUGACUACGAUGACCAACGACACCCACGCAACACAAGGAAACAAGAUCUACAGCGCGGUGGCCUUGUCCGCGGUCAGCGGCCGGGUCCUGUGGAGCAAAGUCAUGCGGGAGUCUGUGAUGUACAUCCAGUGCGGCCUGCAGUGCAGCGGCCAGCCGUCGCCCGUAUGCCUCCUCAUCGGCAAAUCCGUCCUCAUGGCGGUCAGCGGCACCACAGGGAAGAAGGUGUGGUCGGUCCUCCUGAAGAACAUAGAGUCUCAGGCGGUCUUACUUCCGGACCUGCAGGCCGACUCGGUCCCGGAUCUGCUGGUGGCCACGCUACCUGCGGACGAGGCUUUGGAUUUGUCGCUGACUUUGAUCUCGGGGCAGACCGGUGCCAAGCUUGGACAUCCUGUGCCUUUCAACCUCACGGGACAAGGGAAGCUGAUCGGCCCUCUGCUGCACGAAACGCAGCAGGGAGCAUUUUACAUCCUGUUUGGGCUGGGUAACGUCCAGGCCAUCUCCCUGAGAGACGUCUACAGUCGAGCGGCCGGCCCAAUGUCCAUAACCCAGUCGCUCAGAAAGAAGGACCCGGGGUGGGAGGCGUUGAGGAAAAGCAAUUCCUCCUCGUUCAUACACAUUUACAGAGGAUCUGAGCGUGUGGAGUUUCUCCUCCCUCUGGUAGCUGGUUUCGGAAACACCCGCAGCAGCCUGGACAGUGUUUCCAACCUGAACUCCACCAGAAGCGACUGGGCGUUGGUGUACGGUGCGGGUAAGGUGUCCGUGCUCAGGCAGAGGGACCUGCGCAAAGAGUGGACCUUCAGCUCGGCCCCCAUUCACAGCCCGCCGGCUCCUGGACACUUCAAUGACGAUGGAAUCCUUGAUCUUUUUAUUCAGAAUUCAACGAAUGGCGUCAUGAAGGCACAGAUUGUCGAUGGCGCCAACGGCAGAGUUCUCUGGGCGGCUGAGUUCGUGUGUCCUCGUCUCGUUUUGGAAACGUCGGCAAUCGCCACCUCAACUGGCCAGUCAGCUUUCCUCUUCUGGGCCAGCGAGCCAAUCACAGCCCAGAGGAAUCUCACCAAGACCACAGCGGCUCCAGGUGUUCUAGGUGCACCAGAGCCGCUCAUCAGAAAACUCUUCCUGAUGCACCCCGCCUAUCCUACCGUCCUGCUGGAGCUCACCAGCACCACAGACACAGCGGUCACAUCUGCAGUGGGUUAUCAGGCGCACCAGAAAGACGCCACCUACAUCACCGUGUCCUCCCGGCCCACGCCUGACUCUGAGCCCGGCGCCCGCAUAGUCAAAAGCACCAGCCUCAAAGCCGCCAUUGCCAAAGGACAAAUAGUCAGGCUGGGUGACAGCGGAAAGACGGGAGGAGCCGCGAAGCCGGGCACGUUUGAGGUCAACACCUUCUUCAGACGCCUGUCCUUUAAGCGGCAGUGAGGAGUGCCUGAACCACGAGGAGAACUGGGAUGAUGCUGCACUGAGGAGACACACUUCCAUUUCAUUUCAAGCCGUUUACCUGCUGUUAGGGUUUCACUUCUGCUAACUGUGCAGGAGAUUUGUGUAGUUUUGGUUUACGUUCGUGCAAACCAUUUAUCCAAGUUAUUUCAUGAGGAUCAGUUGGUGAUAUUUAUUUAACUUAAGCGGAAUAACUGUCUACGUGGUUUAUAACAGUAAAGCACUUGUAUUUCUGCAAGAACGCAUGUACCUUUCAGUUAAUCCCUGCUCUCCUGUCACAUCUUUCCAUAAAGCCACCUAUCCUUUCUGUUUUUGCUGAUUGUGGCUAAGUUUGGGAGUCUGUGACUAUUUAAAGCUGUACAGUAUUUAUUGGUUUGCGUUCAUUUUUUCAUUGAUUAACUUUUCCAGUUGCGAGGAUUUUUAAUGACUGUAUGUAAGCUUUCAAAUGUUCGCUCGGACUUCACCAAAUGCAAAAGAGUAAACAACAACAACCUGUACCCUGUUUGCUUCGCCUCAGUUGUUUCCAAACCUACUCGCUGUGUUGCCGCACGGCCGGAAGGGGGCGCUGUUUCGACGCUCCGCUUCUAAAUAUUACCACGGC
Menidia menidia (Atlantic silverside) is the source of this 2881-nucleotide messenger RNA. Lineage: Eukaryota; Metazoa; Chordata; Actinopteri; Atheriniformes; Atherinopsidae. The record is from the annotation of a GenBank genome assembly.